Molecule: messenger RNA, 438 nt
Organism: Acaulospora morrowiae
Lineage: Eukaryota; Fungi; Glomeromycota; Glomeromycetes; Diversisporales; Acaulosporaceae
Source: the annotation of a GenBank genome assembly
AACCUCAAAAGUUCACUAAGGUGGUAGAUCUCACAUAUUUUGUGACAACCUGCGUGUAUUUUCUCAUGGCGUGUUGUGGCUACCUUAUGUUUGGUCUAACAACUAUGCAAGAGGUCACUCAAAAUAUCAUGGUCACUAAAGGGUAUUGGAAGUUUCUCAAUCAAUUUGUCGUGUGGCUUGUGGCUAUCAAUCCAAUCGCCAAGUACGCGCUUAUAAUUAAUCCCAUUAAUUUGACACUGGAAAUUUCUUAUCAUUCCAUUCCAUGGCUUGAAAAUUGGUUCAACAAUGGACGUGGUCGACGCUCCGGAACAAGAAUUCUGACGCGCAUGUUGGUAUCACUACUGGUGGUCCUAAUUGCAAUUCAAUUCCCUGGAUUUGACCGUGUGAUGGGAAUUUUGGGUUCUUUCUUCUCCUAUACCAUUUCGGCCAUAUUCCCUU